Eruca vesicaria subsp. sativa (arugula) is the source of this 369-nucleotide messenger RNA. Lineage: Eukaryota; Viridiplantae; Streptophyta; Magnoliopsida; Brassicales; Brassicaceae. The record is from the annotation of a GenBank genome assembly.
AUGUAUGGUAAUCAUCCCAUAAUCCAGCAGCUUGCACAUGGAGCGGCUCAGCGUCUUCCUAACCAGCAGUUUUCAGCACGUAACUACAAUGGUCCGCCCUUGACCCAGCACCAACCUGAAGAGUUUCACGAUAUAUGUGUUGAGAAUUUGGACUCAGAUGUUACACGUGAUAUGCUGCGACAUAGUUUCAGACGUUAUCCUUCGGUUAGGGAGGUAAAAAUUCAGAAUGUUACCGGACGUGACCAAAAACGUGGUUUUGUUAGCUUUGCAGAUGAAAGUGAGAGAAAGCGUGCUAUGCAGGAAAUGAACGGUGCUAAGCUUUUAAAUAAGCCAAUGAAAAUUCGUGAUGAAGCUCACGGCAGUAUCUAG